AUGGCGAGCGCUACUCCACCCGCUAACGCUCCGCAACAGAAUAAACAAAGUAUAGGGUACCACAUUAUUUAUGAGAGGAUACGAUACAUAGUAGUGGAUGCUGCACGACAAACAGCGGAAGAAGUCGAUAUUAACCUCAACGAUCCUCAGGUUGGCGAAGCUGCAAAAAAGAUUCAGAACGUAUUCAGAAACAGGAAACAAGACAAGAAAUCAGCUCCAGCUCACGGCAGUGAAUCGACAGUCGAUGCCAAAGGAUGA
This is a messenger RNA of Necator americanus (New World hookworm), 258 nucleotides long. RefSeq lists its product as uncharacterized. Lineage: Eukaryota; Metazoa; Nematoda; Chromadorea; Rhabditida; Ancylostomatidae. Bases 1 to 258 code for a protein of 85 amino acids. The transcript is spliced from 4 exons. The record is from RefSeq and is a predicted model, not a curated record.